Molecule: messenger RNA, 1733 nt
Organism: Hydractinia symbiolongicarpus
Lineage: Eukaryota; Metazoa; Cnidaria; Hydrozoa; Anthoathecata; Hydractiniidae
Exons: 2
Biological process (GO): response to oxidative stress
Molecular function (GO): glutathione peroxidase activity
Source: RefSeq, a predicted model, not a curated record
ACUUGCAAUUAAACAUAACUUUCAGGUCUAUAUAGAUAUAUUACUUCUAAGAUAUGCUUACUGCCAAGAAACUCUAAGCCACUUUUAUGAUGUUUCCUUGCCAAACGUUAAUGGGUGUAAAAGUAUCCACAUUACUUUUAUUUUGUAUUGUUGCUGGCAUGGGUUAUUUUAUAUUUGGAAAGCUAAUGAAUGUUUUAUCCCCAACAUUGAGUGCUAAAGAAGUUAACGAUGUUAAUUUACCUGAUUUAAAUCCACCUGAUCCCACCAAAGCAAACUCGAUAUAUGAUUUUACAGUGGUGGAUAUAAAUGGAAAGAAAGUUAGUCUGUCGGAAUUCAAAGGCUUGGUUACUUACAUUGUGAAUGUGGCAUCUAAGUGAGGUUUAACAGAGAAGAACUAUGCUCAAAUGUCUGAUCUGCACAAUCGAUAUUAUGAGAAAGGUCUUCGAAUUUUUGCAUUUCCAUGCAAUCAGUUUGCUGGCCAAGAGCCUGGCACGAACCAAGAGAUCAAAGAGUUUGCGCUACAAAGAGGAGCAUACUUUAAUUUGUUUUGUAAAAUUGAUGUUAACGGUGCCAAUGCUCACCCGUUGUAUAAAUAUCUCAAAAGAAAACAAGGAGGCACUUUUGGUGAUAGCAUAAAAUGGAACUUUUCGAAAUUUUUAUGUGACCGCCAAGGGAUUCCAGUAAAGCGAUAUGGCCCUAAUCAAGAACCAUUAUUGGCUGAAGAAGACAUAAAGGCAUUGUUAUCUCAAAAUUUGGACUAAAAGCUUUUAGAUGGUGUUUAAACAUUCAAAAUCAUUUAAAUUGAAUUGUUGUGCAGGCCUUUGUUGUGCUUUCUGGUUUUUGAUUAAAUUAUUACAAUCCACUUUUUUAUAGACUAUUCUGCAAAUGUUUUUAAAGGUUACCUCCUGCGAAAAAGUCAAGCUGAGCAAAGAAAGAUCCUUGUAGAAAUCUUUUUAUUUUUUAGAAAAAUCUUUAUCCGUUCUGAUUAUAUUCAUCUUAAAAGCUGCGCUAAUUAUGCCAAGUUAAGAUGUCAUGAGUUAGCAUUGAGCAUAAUUACGGUAAAUAAAUAUUGAAAUUUAUGUAAAAUGUUAAAACGUGUCAAAGUGAACAGCCAGAAAACUUUCCUAACUCUAUAUGACUUGUCAAAAAUGUUGAAUAUAACACUCCCACAGAGCAUACUUUGACAUCAUGCAAAUUAGUGAAUCUUUUUAGUCCAAACUCUAAAGAACCAAUCAAGAAUUUUAAAACAAAUAUUUAAAUUUCAAGACAACCUUUUAAGGUAUUUCAUGUGCAGUUAACUUUGUUUUUUCGCGGGAGGUAACCUUUAAAUAAGAUAAUUUAUGCCAUAUAUAUAUAUAAAUAGGAAACAAAAUUUUGUCUGAUGUCAGCUGUCAAACUUUUUUCAGCAUGCCACAUUAGAUCUUCUUGUGAUUUUCACACAAGUAAUUGAACUCAACAUAUGAAAAGCUUUUCAUAAAUACAAACCAAAGUUUUUUUUAGUGUAAUCUUGUCUGUUUUUCUUGUUUUCAAUUUCAUUUUGUAACUUGUUGGAGAUAUUAAAAAGUGAAAGUAUGAGUAAAUAGAAGACAAAAUUAAGUUUUUUAUAAUGCAUUUAUGAUGACAGAUUAUGUGCUUCCAAUAGGAAAAUAAUCAUGUUUGAUAUAUAUUGACUUGUGUGCAGUCAUGUGAAUCCGUAGCAUUGUAAGAAAAAGAAUUUGUUUUAUUUUUUUUCA